Messenger RNA from Musa acuminata AAA Group (dessert banana), 702 nucleotides. RefSeq names its product small ribosomal subunit protein eS27y-like. Gene Ontology annotation, cellular component: ribosome; cytosolic small ribosomal subunit. The coding region runs from base 232 to 492 and encodes 86 amino acids. The transcript has 4 exons. Gene Ontology annotation, molecular function: RNA binding; structural constituent of ribosome. NCBI's taxonomy places the organism in Eukaryota, Viridiplantae, Streptophyta, Magnoliopsida, Zingiberales, Musaceae. The record is from RefSeq and is a predicted model, not a curated record. Gene Ontology annotation, biological process: ribosomal small subunit assembly; translation.
GCCGUUGUAUCAAAUGCCACCAUCCACGAGAAAUCGAGACGAACGGUUUUGAUCGGACACGGUUCCAUCCUGCGGUUUACGUUUGCCAGACGACUCCUAUAUACAUAUGAUACCCGUCCGCUUAGGGCGAUUCCUCUUCGCUAUCGCUCGCCGCCGGGGCUGCUCACUUCCGCCUCUCUUGUGGCCACCGUUUCCGUAGGGUUUUCAAGGUCUCCCUACGCUUUCAGCAGGAUGGUGCUUCCGAACGACAUCGAUCUGUUGAACCCGCCGGCUGAGCUCGAGAAAAAGAGGCACAAGCUUAAGCGUCUCGUGCAGUCGCCCAAUUCCUUCUUCAUGGAUGUGAAGUGCCAAGGCUGCUUCAACAUCACUACGGUGUUCAGCCACUCGCAGACCGUGGUGGUCUGCGGAAACUGCCAGACGGUUCUCUGUCAGCCGACCGGAGGCCGUGCGAGGCUCACCGAGGGAUGCUCGUUCAGGCGCAAGGGAGAUUGAUUUGGUAUUGUGGUUCUUCAUUCACACCGCUCUUCUAUUGAUCAUCCGUAAGGGACACGAGUCUUAUGAAUUCAGAUGCUACUGCGUCUGUAUUCUAUUUAGUUUUGGGACACGAUUGAGUAUGUUGCAUUUUGUUAUUGGUGAUACUUUCAGUUAGACAUUUGCUAAUCCGCAUUUAAAUUCAAUUUCAUCUUUUGCACUUGGUUCUAA